This is a messenger RNA of Temnothorax curvispinosus, 1804 nucleotides long. RefSeq lists its product as uncharacterized. Gene Ontology annotation, cellular component: membrane. Lineage: Eukaryota; Metazoa; Arthropoda; Insecta; Hymenoptera; Formicidae. The transcript is spliced from 6 exons. Bases 316 to 801 code for a protein of 161 amino acids. The record is from RefSeq and is a predicted model, not a curated record.
UUUGUUAAAGCGGAAUUUUACAAAAAAAAAUUGCGAAAGCUAGCACUCAGAGUUAAAAUACUUUCCCUGUUAUCGUACUCAUGGCUUCUCUUCAAUGAGAGAAAGUAAAUCCGAAGGUCUCCACGCACUUAUUGAUCGGGCAAGCUUAAAGGGUGUGUCAGGAUGUUUAGGACGAAGGAUGCUUCGCAAUGACAAUGUUUUUGUGUGUUCAUGCGGUUAAUCUUUUGAGCGAGGAUUCUCGCUCGAUGUAGGUCGCACCUCGAAAUCUUGACCCUGUCCCACUUGACGCAAAAUUAACAUUAGAACGAGGCAGCGAUGUCCCAUUCAGUGACGAUUAGAACACAAACAGUGACGAGCAGCUCGUCGACGAUUGUUGUUAACACUGGCUACCUGAAAACUUGGAGCGGUAUUUUAAAGUUGCUACAGGUGGCACUGGGAAUAGUUUGCGUAGGAAUCGUUGGUCACGAAUUUGGUCACUAUUCUGCUUAUCGGAGUACAGCAGAGCUUUUCUUUCUUCUCAUAACGACUACUUUUAUGAUUGGCACUUUCAUCCUUCUCCUCAGUUGCGUGACGUCUUUUUCCACUGCAUCUAUUAUAUCUAAAACUAUUCAUGAACUCAUUUAUCAUUCCAUUGCAUUUGGAUUAUUACUUGCGGCCUCGUUGACACUCUUGGUGCACAUCAAUAACUAUAGACGUUAUAACUAUGAACUGGUAUUAGGCGCAUCCAUUUGCGGUCUGGUAAACGCGGGCUUAUAUCUCUUCAGCACAAUCAUCGCUCUUCGUACUUACAGAGCGGUCUAAACGCUCGAAUUAUGCGAGUGUUACCAAAAGUGAAAACAGAUUCAUCAUAUGCGAAUCAUGGCAAAAUGUUUUACAUGUAAAGCAUGUAUAUUUUAGGAAUCGUAAUAUUUGUUACAACAAUUAAAUUAAUUAAAUUAAUUAAUUAAUUAAAUUAAUUAAAUUAAUGUGUAAAUUGUACAACGAAUUUUGACUGUUGGAUAACAUUCAAUACUUGGCGAGUAUCGAAAAAGGUAGAAUACUUUUAUGUUGGCAAAGAAUAUUUUUGUUAUAUUUUAUAAAAUUAUAUAGCAUUCACAUAUUUUUUACUUUUAUACAACGAUUAUUAGUUCUCAGACAAAAUUGCGAGAUUGUAAUAUUCACUAAAUAUUAUUUAUGUUAUCUGUUCUAAUUAUUGUAAAUGAAGUUGGAAAAUUAUAAUUUUUUAUAACAUAAAAAUUAAAAAAAUACGCGAUCUUCAUGUUACCUCAAAUCUCAUCUGAACUUUACUCUUGUACUCUUGUACUCUUGGAUAUUUUGUAUUAAUAUGCGCUACAUACGUUUAUAUUAUUGGAUUACUACGAUUGUGUGAUUGCGAUCAAUAUUCUCUUACAGAAUCUAUACUUAAUAUAAAUCUAUUUAUUUUAUAUGUGUAUAUGAUAUUUAUACUUCUCAAAUAAAUAACUAAGAAAAAAUAUAAAUUUCUAUCAAGAUUUACACAGAGUUUCGAAUGAUUGUGUAAUUAACAUCUUUAAUCAAAUUUGUAUUGCAUUUAAAAGAAAAUGUUAUUAUUUUUAAACGAGAGUUUUGUACGAGAAUUUAUAAGACAGUUUAAAAAGAAAGAAAGAUAUAUAGAUAAAAUUUAGUUGCUUUUGUAAGAAAGUUAUUUAUGUUUUUACGAGAUAUCUUUAGAUUCCUUUUUUAAAGGAAAUUUAACAAAAUUUAUCUGCUACUGUACGACAUGCCAUAUCGCUUCGGUACAUAUACCUGAAUCCAAUGAUGAAUAAACACACACACACACACAUUA